This is a messenger RNA of Bactrocera tryoni, 982 nucleotides long. RefSeq names its product scoloptoxin SSD552-like. NCBI's taxonomy places the organism in Eukaryota, Metazoa, Arthropoda, Insecta, Diptera, Tephritidae. The record is from RefSeq and is a predicted model, not a curated record. Bases 113 to 982 code for a protein of 289 amino acids. The transcript is spliced from 3 exons.
AUUCGGCUGAGCCAACCAACCCUUCAAAGAUUACUUCUUAAACAGUACUAUAAAAAAUUGGACUAACAAAUAUUAUUAAGUGCUAAGCCUGUGAAUCAUAAACAUUUUUAAAAUGCAUACUUUAGGAGUUCUAUUAUAUAAUGUACUAAUAAUCGCUUUUAUAGCUGCUGCCAAAACUCACACCGAUUACUGCAAACUCGGCUGUGCGUUGCCCAACACGGAGCAUGCCGUUUGCGCCAAUAAAGUUAAGCAACUCAUUGAGAACUGCCCAUCGGAUACUAAGAUCAUCUCGUUAAACGAUAUGCAGUCUGUCAUAUUAAAGUUGCACAAUGAACGACGUGAAUUUGUGGCAAGCGGCAAAGAUGAAACGCUACCGCCCGCUGCACGUAUGGGUGAGCUAUUUUGGGAUGAGGAAUUGGCCAACUUAGCUGAAUAUAGUGUAAGACGUUGUCUCAUAAGCGAUCCGCAUUGCUACACUACGCCAACAUUACGCAAUCCGGGACGUAGUGCGAAUAUUUACAAGUACGAGAAAACAGAAGUCAAAUUCGAGGAGUUAGUGCCGUCACGCGUAGUUGAGUGGCUGGACACAUCGAAAGUGUGUACGCCAGAAAUAGUUGCGAAAUUUCCAGAGGAUCCACAAGGACAUGUCGACUUCUUCGCUCGUGCCAUAACGGAUAGCAAUAACCAAGUUGGUUGUGCCGCAUCGGAAUGGGUGAAGGAAUCAAAUAAAUAUUUUCUCUUAGUGUGUCUCUAUACAAAUGACGUGCAAGCGGGUGAAAGUUUAUAUAAAUUAGGACGACCUGCCUCGAACUGCUUAUCGGGGUCGAGUAGUCAGUAUAAAAAUUUAUGCAGUGGCAAAGAAAUCUACAAGACUGAUAGUUCAAUGCACGAACGUAGAAGGGUUUCCGGCUCUAAUUCGUAUCGCAAAUAUGGUACAGAUUACAAGGCACCUGAAGGCAGUCUUUGGCAGCUAGUGAUGUGA